Molecule: messenger RNA, 1711 nt
Organism: Notothenia coriiceps (black rockcod)
Lineage: Eukaryota; Metazoa; Chordata; Actinopteri; Perciformes; Nototheniidae
Product: poly [ADP-ribose] polymerase 11-like
Exons: 8
Coding region: 100-1149 (349 amino acids)
Cellular component (GO): nucleus
Molecular function (GO): NAD+ poly-ADP-ribosyltransferase activity
Source: RefSeq, a predicted model, not a curated record
AUAAAAGUAAACAACGCAUAAGAACGAAGACGAAAAUGUUAUGUAGCGACAGUAACCCGUUCGCAUUCGGAGUCUCUCAUUUUUUGUGAUUCAUAAUGCAUGAAGGAUUUAUAUCCCAAUAAGGAAAGGGGCAAGGUUAGAGACAGGCUGAAAACCGAUUUAGCUAUGUUAGCUAUCAGGGCGGCGGAGGAGGAGUCCACUGACAUGGAGGAGAUGGACACCUCGGAACCGAACUGGUGCUGGUUCUACCUGGCUGAGUGUGGAGUGUGGCAUAUGUUCGAGAUUGAUCCCAGUGCGGCCUGCUCUGUGACCAGUGCUCAGAUUGAGCAGUGCUACAGCCGAAACCAGCGAGGUGUGAUGGAGUUCUACACAGCCAAGUACACCUACAGACUGGACUUCUCAGCAAUGCGACAGAUCAAUGUAACGACAGGGAAGCAGCGGCCAAUCAAACGAUCCCUCCACUCUGCAACUGGCUUCCGGUUUAUCUGUGAUAAUCUGGCCUUGCCUGUACCUUGUCAUUGGGAGAGAAUCAAUACAGAUGAACCUUUUCAGCUCAUCCAGCUCGGAAGAGACACCUAUGAAUUUAAAGAAGUUGCCAGAUUAUAUGAAAGGACUAUGGAUCAUCCCAUCAAAUCCAUCCAGAGGAUUCAGAACUUGGAUUUAUGGGAAUUCUUCUGCAGGAAGAAAACACAGUUGCGAAAAGUCAAGCGCACAUUGGAUAUUGAGGAGCGAAUGCUGUUUCACGGCACAGGGCACAGCAACAUACAAGCUAUAUGUACAUUUAACUUUGACUGGCGGCUGACAGGAAGCCAUGGCGAUGUCUAUGGCAAAGGGAGCUACUUUGCCCGGGACGCCAAAUACUCCAGUAAGUUUUGUCACACCACAGGGAAGCACAACAACGUCCUGCAGCGACACGGACUCGCCCCCCCAAUAUUUGCUACGGAGCCCCCUUACAAGACCAUGUUCCUGGCCAGAGUGCUGGUUGGAGAACACACAGUGGGUCACCCUAUGUACUGCAGACCCCCCUCCAAGGAUGCCAGCUUCACCAACUUCUUUGACAGUUGUGUGGACGAUAUGGCCAAUCCAAAGAUCUUUGUCCUUUUCGACAGCAAUCAGAUUUACCCGGAGUAUCUGAUCGAGUUCUACUGAAGCUUAAAAAGAAUACUUUUUGUUUUUUUAUAGAGGCUGGUUCUCGAACAAAGAAAAAAUAAAGACACUAUCACAUGACGGGAUGAAUAUUGGAAAAAAGAAGCGGCUUAAGAGACAUUUGUUUUUUCCUUCAGUCAGAUCCGGUGCCUAACUGGAGCAUAAAGUGCCUUUGGGGAAAUCAGAAAGACAAUAGAGACUUUGUGUGGAGUUUGUACAACACAUUCUAAGUGUUUCUGCAACGUCGAAAGAAAAAAGAAGUCGGUCAAUGUGGCAAUUUUUUAUAAAAUGCAAAAAUCUGUGCUCACUUGUCCACUCUCCGUGUCCAGUUGUUUAAAAUAGGAGGGACAGUUGCAGCCUUUAGGUCACACGUGAUGUUCCGCCAUCAGCCACAGCCUCUCCUUCACAUCCACAGUGCCACGCUUGAGCUUAUUUAUGUUCAUUUAGACAUCAUUCCAAAUGACCAAACCAAAAACCAUUCCUGCAGUGCUAACUCAUUCAUCCCGUCAGUGCUCAUCAUCUGUGAUGUUUUAUGUAGGCAUGGAUUUCCUUUUUGUUCUUGUUU